Molecule: messenger RNA, 930 nt
Organism: Capronia epimyces CBS 606.96
Lineage: Eukaryota; Fungi; Ascomycota; Eurotiomycetes; Chaetothyriales; Herpotrichiellaceae
Exons: 3
Coding region: 1-930 (309 amino acids)
Source: RefSeq, a predicted model, not a curated record
AUGGAAAUGCCGCGAGGGCUGUCUCUGGCCUCUCGAACUCUUUGCAGAUCAACAACCUCUUCGUUCCUUGCCCCUUUCACGACCACGCCACGAACAGGAUGUCGAUCCUUCUCUUCCGUCCCCAUACUUUUCGCUCCUCGACAAGGUGGCGGGUCCAAAGACAAGGCUGCUAAGGAGAAGGCCAAAAGGAGAAAGAAGAAGCAUCAAAUGUACAAGCAGUACGAUCUGAAGGAAAUGGAACAGUUCACACUCUGUGAAGCGAUGCGCUAUAUCAAGGCCUUUGAAGUUGGGCACGAUGCCGACAUUCCGAAAUACGACAUUCAUAUCAAACUCCGAACGAGGAAGGAUGGGCCCGUCGUCAGAAACCAGAUUCAGCUACCCCAUGCCGUCAAAACGGACAUCAGAGUUGCCGUCAUCUGCCCUCCCGAUUCUCCUGCUGCAAAACAGGCACGAGCAGCAGGUGCAGCCUUGGUAGGCGAGGAAGAGAUCUUUGCGAGAAUUAAGGAAGGAAAGAUCGAUUUCGACAGAUGCUUAGCUGUUUCUACAUCUCUCCCGAAACUGAACAAGGAGGGCCUGGCAAGGAUUUUGGGCCCCCGAGGUUUAAUGCCCAGUGUCAAGCUCGGCACGGUUGUAGAUAACCCGGGUCAGGCAGUCAAGAACAUGCUGGGUGGGAGCGUGUACAGAGAACGUCAGGGUGUUGUUCGGAUGGCUGUUGGCCGGCUCAACUUCACCCCGGAGCAGCUAAGGGACAAUGUCAAAGCCUAUGUGAAUGCGGUCAAGAAGGAUUCCGCUGCUCUGAGCGAUCAGAUUGUCAAACAGAUCUCCGAAGUGGUCUUGAGCUCGACGAAUUCUCCCGGCUUUUCACUCAGCGGCGACUUCUACAGAGCAGAACCAGGGGCGCCGACUCCGCGUGAACUGGCUGUGGCAUGA